CAGCCAUUUUGCCAGAAUUUUGUCUCGUCGGUCAUUUGACGUUUAGAGAAAAAUUCUGAUAAUUGUUAGUUUUCAACACUAUUAUAUACACUUAAAUGUAAAGUGGAUAUAUAAGUAAUCCUAAAACAUGGCUCGUUACAGUCAAAGACCCGAAAACGCUUUAAAGCGUGCCAACGAAUUCAUUGAAGUCGGAAAGCCGGCUAGAGCUCUCGAUACGUUGCAAGAAGUAUUCCGGAAUAAAAAAUGGGCCUACAAUUGGUCGGAGUCGAUAUUGGAACCGAUAAUGUUCAAAUAUCUGGACCUCUGCGUGGAACUGAAAAAAUCCCACAUUGCCAAGGAAGGUCUAUUCCAAUACAGGAAUAUGUUUCAAACUGUGAAUGUAGGUUCUCUAGAAAACGUUAUAAGAGGAUAUUUACGAAUGGCCGAAGAAAAGACUGAAAAUGCCAGGGAGCAGUCGGCUCAGGCCGUUAUCGAUAUUGACGAUUUAGAUAACUUAGCCACUCCUGAAAGUAUUUUAUUGAGCGCUGUGUCAGGAGAAGAUGCCCAAGAUCGUUCCGAUCGUACCAUAUUAACACCGUGGGUUAAAUUCUUAUGGGAAUCAUAUUGCCAAUGUUUGGAACUUCUACGUACCAACGCUCACGUAGAGAACCUCUAUCACGACAUCGCUAGAAUGGCUUUUCAAUUCUGUUUAAAAUACAACAGAAAAACCGAGUUCAGAAAACUUUGCGAUAAACUUAGGAAACAUCUCGAGGACAUUUGCAAGCUACCCGCUCAAGUAGCAGCGAACGUUUCGAUGUCCAAACCUGAAACGCAGCAACUCAAUCUCGAGACGAGACUGCACCAGCUCGACUUUGCCAUACAAAUGGAAUUGUGGCAGGAAGCUUACAAAGCGAUUGAGGAUAUCCACAACUUGAUGAACUUGUCGAAGAAAAGCCCUGUACCCAAAACUAUGGCGAAUUAUUACCAAAAAUUGGCCAUGGUAUUUUGGAAAGCUGGCAAUUACUUGUUCCACGCCGCUGCUCUAUUCAAGCUCUUCCAGUUGUCUAAAGAAAUGAAGAAGAACAUCACCAGCGAGGAAUUGCAGAGAAUGGCCUGUAGACUUCUAAUUUCUACGCUCGCUAUUCCUUUGCCUUCGGCUCAUCCGGAAUUCGAUAGAUUCAUCGAAACGGACAAGUCGCCUCUGGAGAAAGCUCAGCGUUUAGCCGUUCUACUGGGCUUGUUCCAACCACCCACUAGAGCAAGCCUACUCAAAGAUCUUGUUCGUAUAAACGUCGUCAACUUGGCAAGCCCUCAAUUGCAAGAGCUCUACAAUUGGCUGGAGGUCGAAUUCCAUCCUCUUCUCCUCUGCCAACGUGUACACGAAGUCAUCAAAUCCUUAGAAGCCGAUGACAAUUCGAUUCUACAACAGUAUAUUCCCGCCUUGCAGGACGUUACGCUGGUCCGUUUGGUUAGACAAACGGCCCAAGUGUACCAGACCAUCGAGUUCGCGAGAUUAUUGGAAAUCGCGAAAUUUACUACGCCGUUUCAUUUGGAAAGACUCCUCGUCGAUUGCGUGCGACAUAACGACAUGCAAAUACGAAUUGAUCACGGGAAAAGUUGCAUACAUUUCGGUAUGGAUUUGAGCGAGAGCCAGAGAGAGGACAAACCUGAAGGGCCGACUUUGCAAGUCAUGCCCAGCGAGCAAGUCAGGAAUCAACUCGUCAACAUGUCUACUGUUCUCAAUCAAGCUACGCAUAUUAUCAAUCCCAACAAAAAGAAGUUGGAGAGAGAGAAGCUUCGUGUGGCCAUGGUUCAGAAUUACCACGAAACGAAAGUCAGAGAACACCAAAAGAUACUGCAGCGACACAAGAUCAUCGAGGACAGAAAAGAGUACAUCGAACGAUUGAAUACCGUUCGCGAAGAAGAGGAACAGAAGAAAUUGGAAGAGAUGCAAAGACAGCACAUUCUCGCCGAACAAAAGCGUUUGGAGCAAGAGCGAGAAGAGCGCGAAAGAAAGCGAGCCCUAAACGAAAUCCAGCAAAUCAAAGACAGGCAUCUGAAGGAGAAAUUGCAGCAAAUUAGCCAAACUGGACACGGACAGAAGAUUCUUAAGAAGCUAGACGAGGAUGAUAUAAAGAAAUUGGAUGCGGAUCAAAUAGCGGCCAAGGAAGCGGAGGAAUUGCAAAAGGAGCGCCGCGAGCUCCAAGCCAAGUUGAAAUCGCAAGAGAAGAAAGUGGAUUACUUUGAACGCGCCAAACGCUUGGAGGAGAUCCCGCUGCUGCAAGCCAGCAUGAAGGAAAGGCAAUUGCAGGAUCAGAACUUCUGGGAGCAACAGGAAAAGGAAAGGAUCGCCGCGGCGAUCGAAGAGCGCAAACUGGCCGUCGCCACCAGGGACAGGCUGUUGCGCAUGAAGGCCGAUAAGGACGAGUUCCUCAACAAAUUGAAGAACGAGAGGAACAUCGUGUACGAAGAUAAGCUCAAGGAGUUCGAAGCCCUGUUGUCCGAGACUAGAAUUAAGAGAUUGCACGAAAGGAAAGUAGCUAGGAAGGAGGAGAGGCGCAUGACGUACCUCAAAGAAAAGCAGGAGGAGGCGGAACGGCGCGAGGAAGAGCGAAUACGUCGCGAAGAAGAAGAACAACUGAGAAGGGAAGAAGAAGAGCGUCGAGAACGCGAAGAGAAGGAACGCGUGCAGAAAGAGGAGCAAGAAAAGAUAGAAAAAGAAAAACAGGAGAUGCUAAAUAGAACCAGCAAGAUACAAAAGGAGAGAUUGGAGGAGAUCGAACGGAAAUUGGCGAAGGAAAAGGAAAUGACGUUCGAGAGACCGUCCAAAGAAGCUUCGUCGUGGCGAAAGGGCGAAACUAAACGAGAACCUCGAGAUUCUUCGUGGAGGACCGACGAACCACCUAAAAAAGCGGAAGCUUGGAAACCUUCACGUUUCCGCGGCAGCAACAAUCCUCCCGAUGAAGCUUCGAAAGGAGACAGCUGGAGGAACGAGGAGAAAAGAGAAGAGGGAAGAGGAGAGAGACCCGACGAAAAGAAAUUCGAGCGUCGCGACUUCGGCAGAGACAGGGAGCCGCGCGAAAGAUUCGGCGAUAGGGAGAACAAAGGAUUUUCCAGGGAUAACAGAGAGCGCAGGGACGAUAGAGAACGCAGAGAUGAUAGAGAUCGUAGAGAUGAUAGAGAUCGUAGAGACGAGGGAGAGCGUAGAGGCGAAAGGGAUCGCAAAGACGACAAGAAAGGCGAGGAGAGUUCGUGGCGCAAUAUGAGAUCUGCUCCGAGGAACGAUGAUGAUCGUAGAUCGACACCAGCUAGGGGAUCGGAGAAUGCAUGGCGGUCUAGUAAGGACAACGAUCGUAAGGAUGAUUCGAAAAGGGAGGAAAGGCGUCCUCAAAUGACCAGAGAAAAACCUGCUCAGCCCGAAGUCGAAGACGGUUGGUCCCAAGUAUCUGGAAAGAGACGUUGAACGCCGAAAUGCGUAUGUUAAAUCAAAAAUAUAACCAUUGCUUUUAAUUACAGGUUACAGAUUUUGGGAGAAGUUGAUUUAAUAAUAAUUAUGUUUAAAUGCAUCUAAAGGCGUUUAUUUAAGAUAACGCUAUGUAGUAGAUAACAUUUUUAUUAAUAAAUUGUCUAGUAAAUU
Messenger RNA from Phyllotreta striolata, 3616 nucleotides. NCBI's taxonomy places the organism in Eukaryota, Metazoa, Arthropoda, Insecta, Coleoptera, Chrysomelidae. The record is from the annotation of a GenBank genome assembly.